Mesitornis unicolor (brown roatelo) is the source of this 1668-nucleotide messenger RNA. Its product is annotated as RAS protein activator like-3-like. The transcript is spliced from 13 exons. Gene Ontology annotation, biological process: regulation of GTPase activity. The record is from RefSeq and is a predicted model, not a curated record. NCBI's taxonomy places the organism in Eukaryota, Metazoa, Chordata, Aves, Mesitornithiformes, Mesitornithidae. The annotation marks the transcript as partial.
GAGGUGCGGGUGCUGCCCAUCGUGCGCUACAAGGAGCUGGCCGAAUUCGUCACCUUCCAUUACCGGAAGCUGUGCGCCUGGCUGGAGCCCGCCAUCGCCGUGCGGCACAAGGAGGAGCUGGCCGGAGCCUUGGUCCACGUCUUGCAGGGCACCGGGAAGGCCAAGUCGUUCCUCAUCGACCUCGGCGUGGCCGAGCUGGACCGCUUCGAUGACCGCGAGGCGCUGAUAUUCCGCGAGAACACGCUGGCCACCAAAGCCAUUGACGAGUACAUGAAGCUGGUGGGGGGCAAGUACCUCCAGGACACGCUGGGUGAGGCCGUGGCCCAGCUCUGCUCCUCGGAUGGCAGCUGCGAGGUAGACCCCAGCAAAUGCUGCGGCCUGGACCUCCCUGACAACCAGAACAACCUGCGGAGGGUCUGUGAGGAGACCUUCCAGUGCAUCGCCACGUCCUGCGACUCCUUCCCGGUGGAGCUGGGCCACAUCUUCUCGGCGUGGCAGGAGGAGUGCGCGGCGCGGGGCAAGGCGUCCAUCGGGCAGCGUCUGGUCUCGGCCUCCCUCUUCCUGCGGUUCCUCUGCCCCGCCAUCAUGUCCCCAAGCCUCUUCGGCCUUGUCCAGGAGUACCCCAGUGAGGCCACUGCCCGGACUCUCACCCUGGUGGCCAAGGUCAUCCAGAACUUGGCCAACUUCACCACGUUUGGCGAGAAGGAGGCCUACAUGGGCUUCAUGAAUGAGUUCCUGGAGCACAACUGGAGCAUCAUGACGGACUUCCUGCAGAGCGUGGCCAACCCUGAGAGCAGCGUCCACAUGGCCACCUACGACGGUUACGUGGACCUGGCCCUGGAGCUCGCCACUCUCCACCUCCUGCUCUGUGACAUCUUCUCCAGCCUGGAUCAGGCCACGCAGGAGAAGCUGGAGCCCCUGCCCACCAUCCUCACCGCCAUCAAGGAGGGGACCCCUGUCCCUGUCUCCGUCCAGCUCAGCUCCACCUCAGAGCAAAGCAGAGAGCUUCAAACCAGGCUUCGUGCCACCACGGGACCUGAGCAAGCACAGCCCCCUCAUCAAGAGCCAAUCCCUCACCAGCAUCCGCCGCGGCCGGGGCCCAGAACCGGAGCCACCGGCACCGGCGCCAGCAAAGCCACCCGGCGCCUCCGCAAGCAGAGCAGCACCGAGCACGUGGCUGAGCCAGCAUCUGAGGACAACCCGGAGUCUCUCGUCUCCCGCGAUGCCCUGGCUCGUGGGAAGCUGCGGUCGUCGGCGUCGGUGCGGCGCAAGUCAACGGUGCCAUGGCUGCGCUACGCGGAGGAGGCGGUGGCGGCGCAGGGCGAGCUCUACGCCAUCCGUCCCUUGGAGAAGCACGGGUGGUUGAUCGAGGCGCUGCGGAAGGAGGUGGCAGAGAACCGGGAGAGGCAGCUGGAGGAGGUGAACGCCUGUGCGGCCAAUUUGGGAGCCAGGUUGACAGCUGCUGAAGGCACCAGGAAGAAAGAUCUAGAGCGGCUGAAGAGCAGCGAGGAGAAGAGCCGGGAGCUGGAGCGGCGACUGUCAGCGCUGGAGAGGGAGCAGGCGGAGCUGCGGGGCGCCAUGGCCCAAAUCCUGGGCCACCACGGGAGGAUGGGACGCCGGAAGGGUUGGGACGAGAGUGGUGACGAUGCUCAGGCCACCAGUGUGUGA